Ilyonectria robusta is the source of this 1344-nucleotide messenger RNA. Its product is annotated as putative GTP cyclohydrolase II. Bases 1 to 1344 code for a protein of 447 amino acids. The transcript is spliced from 4 exons. Gene Ontology annotation, molecular function: GTP cyclohydrolase II activity. The record is from RefSeq and is a predicted model, not a curated record. Gene Ontology annotation, biological process: riboflavin biosynthetic process. Lineage: Eukaryota; Fungi; Ascomycota; Sordariomycetes; Hypocreales; Nectriaceae.
AUGGCUGCCGUCACUGCCACCAGCGCCGAUGGUGCUACUACUCCAUCCAAUGAGCCGUGGGCCAACCCUUUGAGCAAGCGAUUCCAAAGUCGCAUUGUUCUUACGACCUACCCUGGGCAGAGCGUUGUUGACCCCAUCACUCUCAACUGGGGCGCUGCCGACCCCGAAGAGCGCGGGCCUAUCGUCGUCUCCAGGUCAGGAGAGACACUCAAGAAACGAAAUGCCAUUGGAGCCCAUGGCGGAAGCUACAGCGUGUACAAUGCUCUCGCUAUUGCAAGUGGAGAUCUUCCACCGGAUUUCAAGCCCGAUUUCCGAAACACACAGCCAACCUUCGAUCCUCCCAUCCAGCCAGCUUGGGGCGAUGCCUCAAAGAUUGUCGCAAUGGAUCCAUUUGGGCAUAAUAUCGCUCGAUACUACAAGACACAUCUUGACUCCGGGCUUGACAUUCGACCGACUAUUGCCAUUACUCGCGCGCACAUGCGAGUCUCGGAGAUUGUUACUUCAAUCGAGAGCGGCCAACUGCAAGUGGACGGCAACGUGGUCAUUAACAAAGAAGGAGACGUGCGGGUGACCAAGGUCGCCGUAGAACCUGUUUGGUUUCUGCCAGGCGUCGCUGCGCGAUUCAACGUCGACGAAGGUGUGCUACGCCGUGCCCUAUUCGAGUUCACCGGCGGCAGUUACCCUGAGCUCGUGACGAGGCCAGAUGUCAACGUCUUCUUGCCUCCGAUCGGUGGCUUAACUGUUUACAUAUUUGGCCCUCCCGAGCGUGUCUCAGACCCAAAUGUGAAGCUAGCUCUCCGAGUCCACGACGAGUGCAACGGCUCAGACGUCUUUCAGUCAGAUAUCUGCACGUGCCGGCCGUAUCUCGUGUUUGGCAUUGAGGAAGCCAUCAAGGAGGCGCAAAAUGGCGGAUCCGGUGUUGUCAUCUACUUCCGCAAAGAGGGUCGUGCACUGGGAGAGGUGGUCAAGUACCUAGUGUACAACUCGCGAAAGCGUGGAGGCGAUACAGCGGACCAGUACUUUGCGAGAACUGAGAACGUUGCCGGUGUCCGAGAUAUGCGAUUCCAAGCACUAAUGCCCGAUAUCCUCCACUGGCUCGGCAUCAAGAAGAUCGACAGGAUGCUGUCCAUGUCCAACAUGAAGCAUGAUGCUAUCGUGGAGCAAGGCAUUCCCAUCCUAGAGCGUAUCCCCAUCCCCGAACAUCUCAUUCCUUCAGAUUCAAGGGUGGAAAUUGAUGCCAAGAUCAAUGCUGGCUAUUUCACUGAUGGUAAGAAGUACACAGACGAGGAGUUGAAGGAAGUGAAGGGACGUGGAUGGCAGAGCUGGGAAGAUGUGGCUCAUUAG